This is a messenger RNA of Helianthus annuus (common sunflower), 1894 nucleotides long. RefSeq names its product geraniol 8-hydroxylase. The transcript has 2 exons. The coding region runs from base 68 to 1684 and encodes 538 amino acids. Gene Ontology annotation, molecular function: iron ion binding; heme binding; monooxygenase activity. The record is from RefSeq and is a predicted model, not a curated record. NCBI's taxonomy places the organism in Eukaryota, Viridiplantae, Streptophyta, Magnoliopsida, Asterales, Asteraceae.
UGCAGUAAUUGUCUAAUCAAUCAUUGCUGCCACAUAAAAAAAUCAUUACAUAUCAUUUGCCACAAAAAUGAUUUCAGAAGUUGGAUCUAAGAUUAUUCUCACAAUCAUCACCUACUGGUCAUGGUGGUGGGAAGUCCCCAACCAACAAGACAAGUUUGCUCGGACUGUACUAACAGUUCUAGUUCCGUCGUCACUCAUAUUUGUAUGGUACAAAUGGAGGUUAUCUUCUUCCAGGAAGGCUCACUUGCCUCCAGGACCCUACGGCUUACCGGUUAUAGGCUACCUCCCCUUUCUCAGCUCCAACUUGCAUGAAAAAUUCACCGAGAUUGCUCACAAAUAUGGCCCUAUCUUCAGCCUGCAGCUUGGAAGUAAGCUUCAUGUUGUGGUUAACUCCAUGGACCUAGCAAAGGCUGUGGCUCGUGAGCAGGACAACACAUUUGCUAAUCGUAAUCCUCCAAUCACAGGACUAAUCAUAACGUAUGGUGGUAUGGACCUUGUAUGGUCCAACAACAACACACACUGGCGUAACAUGCGUAAGCUUUUAGCCAGCCAAGUGCUCAGCAACGCGAAUUUAAACGCGUCUCAAAGUCUGAGAACACAUGAAGUAAGAAAGGCAGUGAAUGAAGUUUACAACAAAAUCGGUACAAAGAUUGAUAUUAACAAAACUGCUUUUGAUACAGAACUAAAUGUUGUAACCAAUAUGUUAUGGGGUUGUAGCAAAUCUGAUGAAGGGGGUGAUUUUGGUGAAAUGUUGGAAGGGUUUCAAGAAGUUGAGUCCAAGAUUAUCGAGUUAAUUGGAAAGCCAAACAUCUCUGAUUUUAUCCCAUUUUUGUCACGGUUUGAUCUGCAGGGUAUGAACAAAGAAAUGCAGAGGCAAUUGGAACAAGUUGAACGGAUUUUUAACUAUAUUAUUGACAGGAGAAUCAAACUCAAAUCUAGCAAAGUCGAUGAAACUUAUGAAGGAGAUGGAAGGAAGGACUUUCUUGAGAUCUUGUUAGAUCUCAAAGACCAGAAAAAUGAUCCAGAAUCAUUUAACAUCAUUCAUAUUAAGGCCUUACUAAUUAACAUAGUGGUUGCGGCAACAGACACAACCUCAACAAUGGCGGAAUGGGUUAUGGCAGAGAUUUUAAAUAAUCCAGAUGUAAUGAAAAAGGUUCAAGACGAAUUAACAGAGGUUAUUGGUGUGAAUAGUAUUGUGGAAGAAUCCCAUUUUCCGAAAUUAAGAUAUUUGGAUGCAGUGAUCAAGGAGACAUUCAGACUACACCCUCCCCUUCCUUUCCUGGUCCAUAGAUGCCCAGAUGAAUCUUGCAAAGUUGGAGGCUACACAAUCCCAAAGGGUACUAUCGUCUAUAUUAACGUUUGGGCAAUCCAACGGGAUCCCGAAAACUGGACCAAUCCAUUGGAGUUCAAGCCCGAGAGAUUCUUAAACCAAAAAUGGGAUUAUAAUGGAAAUAAUUUCAAGUUUUUACCAUUUGGAUCAGGGAGAAGAAUCUGCCCUGGGCUCCCCCUUGGAGAGAAGAUGUUGGUGUAUAUAUUAGCAUCUCUCUUGCACUCUUUCGAGUGGAGCUUGCCUAAAGAUGAAGAAUUCGAGCUUUCUGAUGAGUUUGGAUUUGUGACAAAGAAAAGGAAACCAUUAAUAGCCAUACCCUCUCAAAGGUUAUCUGAUGCAAGCCUCUACUUCUAAUAGGAAAUAAGUUGUAUGUUGCUUUUUUCUUUUGAACUUGAUAAGUGGAUAUUCAUCCACAACUCUUGAUUGUGCGUUUUUUUUUCGUUUUGGUGUAUGGUAGUGUAUGCCUACAUCCAUCUCAAGUUAUGGUGCAUUAGUUAUGAUAUGAUUUGUCAUAUUUUAUGAUUGUUUUCUGUCGAUUAUAUAUGACCACAACUAUGUUUCAUA